AUGGCCAUUGCCAUCGCACCCAUCGUUGUCGGCCCUCGCCAAAAGCAGAGAACAAAGGCCACCAAAACACUCCCCCAGUCCCUAAUUGACACAACGAAAAAUGUCCCUAGAGCCCAGCGUUUCGACCCCGACACACAUCUCAACUUCGUAAACCCAGAGAAGAUCUAUAGCAUGAAAGAAAUUGGCCGUGAAGGCGCAGGCAUAUCACCUAUUGCCCUCACCACUCCCUUUUCCUUGUUUACCCCCGAGGCUAUUGAGCAGAUACGAGCAGAGCUGUUCACGCCAGAGAUUCUGGAAAAUCAUCAUGUUAUGUCUGAUUUUGCGUCGAAUAUGCUCAGGGGUUAUGGUGCAAGGAAUGCGCCAUUCAUCCAUUCCAUUUGGAACAAUCCCAAAGUCCUCGAAAUUGUCUCCAAACUCGCGGGUAUAGAGCUUAUCCCUAUCUUUGAAUACGAGACAGGUCAUACCAACGUCUCCAUUGACGACAGCACUUCUAUAGUCAAGAUGGGGGAGGAUGAAGACGAAACUGCAUUUGCAUGGCACUACGACAGCGUCCCUUUCGUCUGCGUUACAAUGUUAUCUGAUUGCACUGGCAUGGUGGGUGGUGAAACCGCCGUUCGAUUGGGUGAGGAUCAGGUAAUGAAAGUCCGUGGACCAACGCAGGGCUGCGCCGUCCUAAUGCAAGGCCGCUACAUCGAACACCAAGCCCUCAAAGCACGCGGCGGCACAGAGCGAAUCGCAAUGAUAGCAUCCUUCCGCCCCAAGUCUGCUUUCGUCAAGGACGAGACGAUUCUCGUUGGUAUGAGGCCUAUCAGUCAUCUUCCGGAGCUGUAUAUGCAGUAUAGUGAGUAUAGGCUCGAAAUCCUCGAGGAGCGGAUAAGGGAGCAGCUCAAAAAGGUGAGAGAGCGGAAGAGGGCGUUGUUGGAGUUUGAUACGAAGGGGAUGAAGGAGUUUUUGAAGGAGCAGAGGGAGUAUGUUGAUACGACAAUUGGGGAGAUGGUUGAGUUGAAUGAUCUAGCCAUGUAA
Talaromyces amestolkiae is the source of this 1023-nucleotide messenger RNA. RefSeq lists its product as uncharacterized. The transcript is spliced from 3 exons. The record is from RefSeq and is a predicted model, not a curated record. Bases 1 to 1023 code for a protein of 340 amino acids. NCBI's taxonomy places the organism in Eukaryota, Fungi, Ascomycota, Eurotiomycetes, Eurotiales, Trichocomaceae.